CAAAAUUAAUAUUCGUAUACCAACUCCAAAAUUAAUUUGAAAGGGAUAGAGUACAAUUGAUAAUGCGUAACAGCAAAUUCUUGCCGGCCCAACCACCUAAUAGAACCAGCCCAUCUGCGACAAUCCAAAUUCCGUACGUUCUGAUGCUUUUCCCGACGGCCUGUUCGCCGGCAACCCUCGUCAAUAGUCUCUGCACAUCCACACCUAUGAAUGGACGUAGAUAGAUAGAGAGAGUUCGUAGCUAUCGUUCUAAUGGCGGGUCCGUCGCUGAUGGAUACUAUCUUCCAGAGAUCCUUGGAUGACUUGAUUAAAGGAAUCCGGCUAUUCAGCGGCGGAGGCGGGGAAUCGGGUUUUAUUAACAAGUCCGUCGACGAGAUCCGCCGCGAGAUCAAGUCUACUGAUCUUCAGACGAAGGCCACUGCACUUCAGAAGCUGACGUAUCUCCAUUCUCUCCACGGUGUCGACAUGUCAUGGGCGGCUUUCCACGCCAUCGAGCUUUCUUCCUCGCAAUCCUUCAUGUACAAACGCAUCGCGUACCUCGCCGCCACGCUUUCCUUCGACCCUUCCACCACUGACGUCAUCCUUCUUCUUACUCAUCAGCUCCGCAAGGACCUCUCCUCCUGUAAUCAUCAAGAGGUUAGUCUUGCCCUCCACGCCUUUUCUUCCAUUUCCACUGUUGACUUGGCCCGUGAUUUGACGCCUGAACUUUUCUCUUUACUCAAUAGUAACAAAAAUAUCAUAAGGAAGAAAUGUAUUGCCACAGUAUUGAAAAUAUUCGACCUAUACCCGGAUUCAGUCAGAGUAUGUUUCAAGAGAUUGGUCGAAAAUUUGGAGUGCUCUGAUCCUGGUGUGGUGUCAGCAGUUGUGGGUGUUUUCUGCGAACUAGCUACCAAAGAUCCUAAAUCAUAUUUACCCUUGGCGCCUGAGUUUUAUAAGAUCUUAGUGGACUCUAGGAACAAUUGGGUAUUGAUCAAGGUUUUGAAGAUUUUUGCCAAGUUGGCACCUUUGGAGCCAAGGUUGGCCAAGAGGCUGGUGGAUCCUAUUUGUGAGCAUUUGAGGAGGACAGGGGCUAAGUCUUUGGCUUUUGAGUGUAUUAGGACUAUCAUGAGCAGUCUGAGUGAGUAUGAAACUGCUGUGAAGCUUGCAAUAGAGAAGUUAGCUGAAUUUAUGGCUGAUGAUGAUCCGAAUCUUAAGUAUCUUGGACUGCAGGCGCUCACGACAGCUGUGCCUAAACAUUCAUGGGCAGUUUUGGAGAAUAAGGAGUUUGUGAUCAAAUCUCUGAAUGAUGUUGAUGUGAACAUCAAGCUUGAGGCCUUAAGGCUGGUGAUGGCAAUGGUGUCUGAGGAUAAUGUGCCUGAAAUUUGUAGGGUUUUGAUAAACUAUGCUCUGAAAUCAGAUCCUGAAUUCUGUAACGAGAUUCUAGGGUCCGUCUUGUCUACCUGUUCAAAAAAUGUCUAUGAGAUCAUUAUUGAUUUUGAUUGGUAUGUGUCACUUCUCGGGGAAAUGGCAAGACUUCCACAUUGUCAAAAGGGGGAAGAAAUUGAAAACCAACUUGUAGAUAUUAGUAUUAGGGUGAGAGAUGCUAGACCACAGCUUGUUCAUGUUGGGCGAGAUCUGCUUAUUGAUCCUGCAUUGCUUGGGAACCAAUACAUACACUUUAUAUUAUCUGCUGCUGCUUGGGUGUCCGGUGAGUUUGUUCAGUUCUCAAAGAAUCCACAUGAACUUAUUGAAGCAUUGCUUCAACCGCGAACUAGUCUCCUACCACCUUCAAUAAGAGCAGUGUAUAUCCAGUCUACACUCAAGGUGUUGACCUUUUGCAUUGGUCACUAUCUUUUCUCAGGUCAGCCUGUUUCUUCUGGAGUAACACAUUUAAUCCCGUUCGAGACCACAGAUUCCAAUUCACCCAUUAGUAGUACUUCACCAACUGGAAUUGAAACAAACGAGGAAAUCAAUCCAUGGGCUUUAUAUUGGCCAGCUGUAGCUGGAGAUGUUUCUAGAGAAUCUAUUAUAAAUCUUUUCAAUCUUGUUGAAGCAGGUCUGCAUCCAUUAGUAGGGAGUCAUGAGGUGGAUGUACAAGAAAGAGUAAGAAACGUCAUAGGAUUUGUUGAAUUGCUGCGUGAUGAAUUUCCUGGUUUCUUCGCCCAGAGGGAAAAUGAAAAUGGAAUAGGAGGAGAACUAAAAGCUCAUGAAAUUAUCAAACUGUUGCGUGAUGCAUUUUUGGAGGAACUAGUUCCUAUUUCUGUGAUUUCUCAGGAAAGGGUACCUUUACCCGAUGGACUAGUUCUUAAUGAGAAUCUGAGAGACUUAGAAGCAAUCUGUGGUGGUGGUGAUAUUGUGUUGCCCACAUCAGGUUUAUUUUCUUUUGGAAGACCAUGUCAUGUUGAAAAAAAUGAUAUUCAUGGUUAUGUUAGCCAAGAGAACGAGGAAUCUGAACCAAUGAUUGAGUCAACAUCUCUACUUGCCGAGCAUCGUAAGAGGCAUGGGUUGUAUUAUUUACCUUCGCAGACUAUGAAGGACACAUUACCUGAUGAUGACUACCCUCCUGCUAAUGAUCCUAUUAUUGGAGGAGAUACUGACAAGACUGAGGAUCUUAUCAAGCUAACAGAGCAAUCUUUUAUGCCAAAGAGGAAAUCAAACCAAACGAAGCCUAGGCCUGUGGUGGUAAGAUUGGAUGAUGUUGAUGGAUCAAAUAUUGUGCCCAAAAAGCUUGAGUCAAAGAAUGAUCUAAUAUCGGUUGCGGUUCGAGAUGUUCUUAAAGGUGAUGAUGAUUCUCUAGCAUCUACAUCACGGGGUAUGAAACCUGAGAAGUUAUUAUCAAGAAAGAGAAGGGAGAAGCAAUCAAACAUAGAUAAAACUUCUGGACUAACUGAUGACUUGAUGACUGCCAAGAGCACUGAGAAUGUAGAUUCUGUGAAGAGCAAGCACCAUGGUCAUGGUAAAGAGAAGAAAAGUAAAAAUCCGGUCAAGAACAAAUCCCGACUUCGACCAAAUAUAGCUACAUCUAUUGAAGCUCAAUCAUCUGUAAUUCCUGAUUAUCUCUUGUAGCUUUGGAGGCUCAGACAAAUAGAAACUUAAAGUUGUGAUUUGAAGGUGAGCUCUGUACAUCCAUCAGCAUACUCUUUUCUCUUGGUUCUCAAUACAUCUCUUUUGAGUAGGACUGGCAUGUUUUUUUUUGUAUCUUCAUCAUUAUUAAGAAAUGAUAUUUUGUGUCCAUACGAUCUAGCCUAAGUAUUACAAAGAGCCAAUAGUAACUUAUCUGCACCAGGUCUUCCUUCCUUAACACAUUGAUUGAUUCACACUUUAAUAGUAAUCUUUCACUAGUA
Molecule: messenger RNA, 3323 nt
Organism: Cuscuta europaea
Lineage: Eukaryota; Viridiplantae; Streptophyta; Magnoliopsida; Solanales; Convolvulaceae
Source: the annotation of a GenBank genome assembly